Messenger RNA from Saxophila tyrrhenica, 696 nucleotides. RefSeq lists its product as uncharacterized. NCBI's taxonomy places the organism in Eukaryota, Fungi, Ascomycota, Dothideomycetes, Mycosphaerellales, Extremaceae. The record is from RefSeq and is a predicted model, not a curated record. The transcript is spliced from 2 exons. The coding region runs from base 1 to 696 and encodes 231 amino acids.
AUGAAGUACGCCAUGGUCUUCGCGGCUUUCGCCACCUCUGCCCUCGCCUCGCCCGCAUGGGCUCCUCCGGCCUACGGCAACGACAACGGCAGCUGGGGUACCUCGACCGUUGAGAUCACCAAGGAGGUGACCGUCACCAGCUGCGCUGCCACCGUCACCGACUGCCCGGCCGGCUCGCCAACCCCAUCGGGUGUGCCAGCAUCCUACCCUGCGGCGGCUUCUUCCUCUGCCGGUGCGAUUGGUGGCUCGUCCGCUCCUGGCGGUUACGCGUCUGCUUCUGCCCCGGCUGGCAGCGCCCCAGUUCCUUCCGGCUACCCAGUUCCAUCAGGCUCUGCCUCUGGCUCGUGGGGCGCACCGGCUCCCUCUGCCCCAGCGAGCGGCUACCCGAGCGGUUACCCAGCGCCUUCCGGCAGCUCUGCCGCCGCUGUCUCCAGCGGUGCUCCAGGCUACCCAUCCGCCUCACCAGCGGCUCCUUCCAGCCCAGCCUCCGCUCCCCCAGCACCUUACCCAAGCGGCCCAGCCUCGGCCCCAUCUGCACCUUACGGAACCGGUGUGUCCAGCGGCGUCAUGCCCACUGGCACCGGUGCUGCCUACCCGUCGGCCUCCGCGUGGGUCCCAGCGACCGGCGCCGGUGCGACCGUCCAGACCGGUGGCAUCCUCGCCGCCGCCGGUGCUCUCUUCGCGCUCUUCUUGUAA